GAAAACACAAAAAGUCGUUGCCUUUAGAUCUGCCCAAUACACUUCAAAAAGGGGGAAAUAUCCUUACAACGAACCAUUCUGAGAAGGAACAAUUCCGUCUCCGGUGCUCGUCCGCUUUCCAACAGGUUUUGAAGAGAAAAAGGAGAGAACUCGGGCUGUGAAAGGCUUGGUUUUUUGUUUGUAAUGGAAGGAGGGCUGGCUGGAAACAAUGCUCCGCCAAAUUCAUUUGAUAAAUCUGAAGUUCUGGAUGUGAAGCCACUUCGUUCCUUGCUUCCUGUAUUCCCGGGGGCAGCUAGUGGUCCGCCUUUCCCUACUGCACCUCCUAAUGGUCCCUUCUGGUCUGGUUUUUCACCGUUUCCCCCAUUUAGUCAACCACAAGGAUCCCCAUAUACAUCUGUCCUUAACCAAAAUCCCUUUAAUUCAACUGCAAUGCCGAUUCAAUCAUUUAGCACAGAACUACCGGCUUCUAAUGGCGGAAAUGUGCAUAGCACUAAUAAACGCAAAUUAGCUGGGUCGAGUUCUGUUAAAAAGAAGGUGAAGAGGAGCAAUGAAUCGGGCUUGGCAUUAGCUGCCCUUACUAAUUUCAAACCUGGAAUCAGUGCAGCUGAAAACGAUGAUGGUAAUAGGGAAUUGGUUGAAUACGUGCUUAUGAGGUUUGAUGCACUUAGGAGAAAGCUUAGCCAAAUGGAAGAUUCAAAGGAACCACAUUCUGACGUUUUUAAGGCUGCAAACUUGAAAGCGGGCAACAUAUUGUCUACGAAAGGGGUGCGGACUAAUGGAAAGAAGCGAAUCGGGGUCAUUCCUGGUGUUGAAAUUGGAGACAUCUUUUUCUUCCGAAUGGAGUCGAUUUUAGUGGGAGUGCAUUCUCAGUCCAUGGCUGGAAUUGACUUCAUGCCGAUGAAGGGUAGUGAUAUAGAGGGAGAGCGAGUGGCUGUAAGCAUCGUUUCAUCUGGAGGGUAUGAAGAUGAUGCUGAAGAUCCUGAUGUUUUGGUAUACACCGGUCAAGGUGGGAAUGCCAGUGCCGAUAAAGAAGCAUCAGAUCAGAAGCUUGUGAGGGGAAAUCUUGCUUUGGAAAGGAGCUUGCACCGAGCCAAUGAAGUAAGAGUCAUUCGAGGUUUCAAGGAUCCUACCCACCCAACAUCUAAGGUGUAUGUAUACGAUGGUCUUUUCAAGGUCCAAGAGUCAUGGAUAGAGAAGGGUAAAUCUGGUUGUAAUGUGUUCAAGUAUAAAUUAGUAAGGAUCCCUGGACAGACUGGUGCUUUUUCCACAUGGAAAUCUAUCCAGAAGUGGAGAGCAGAUCCGUCUUCAAGGGAUGGACUUAUUCUUCUUGACCUCACCUCAGGUGCGGAAAGCACCCCGGUUUCACUUGUCAACGAGGUUGAUGACGAAAAGGGGCCUGCUUAUUUCACAUAUGUCUCUACUGUUAAAUAUCCUAAACCAUUCAAAUUACUGCAACCUUCUCUCGGAUGUAACUGCAGUGAUGCAUGCCAACAGGGAAAUCCAAACUGUUCCUGCAAUCAAAAGAACAGUGAUUUCCCUUACAUUGCCAAUGGGAUUCUAGUGUGUCGAAAACCCAUGAUUUAUGAAUGUGGUUCCUCGUGCCCAUGCUUUCGUAACUGCAAAAACAGAGUUUCACAGACUGGUUUUAAAGUUCGUUUUGAAGUUUUCAAGACAAGAGAUAGGGGUUGGGGUCUGCGGUCUUGGGACCCUAUUCGUGCAGGUACAUUUCUUUGUGUAUACGCAGGUGAAGUUAUUGAAAAUGGGCAGGAUGGUGAGAACAAUGAUUAUGUUUUUGAUACAAAUCGAGUGUAUGAAUCCUUCAGGUGGAAUCACGAAACCGAGUCAGCAGGAGAGGGAAAUUCUAACACUAGUGAAGCUUUCAAUAUUCAGUUUCCUCUAAUCAUAAGUUCAAAGAGCAUUGGAAACAUUGCUCGAUUCAUGAAUCAUAGUUGCUCUCCAAAUGUUUUCUGGCAGCCGAUCACAUAUGAACAAAAUCAAGAAGCUUUUCUCAAUAUUGCUUUCUUCACUAAGAAACACAUUCCUCCGAUGACAGAGCUGACAUAUGAUUACGGUACUCCACCCCUCACAGAUGAAACUGGAAGUAACAGUGCCAAUCAUGGAAAAAAGAAGUGCUUAUGCGGAUCACCAACAUGCCGAGGUUAUUUUUAUUGAGACCUGGACUGAAAACCUGUAUUCUGUACACUAGGAAAACUUUUGGCCUUCUUGAACAAGGUCUGGGAUGUGGCUCAUCUUUGUCUAAUCAUGUAAUAAUUUUUUAUGCGUUUCAUGUUUAGUCUUUGUAGCUUAUGCUGUUACAAGCACAACUGACAACGAAUGUGAACACAGGAUGAUGAUUUGUUGUUGUUGUCUGUUUUGGUAGGAAGUUAGUUUUUGGUUUAGUUGCUCGAGAUAUACCAGAAUGCUUGGAAAUUCACUGUGCUUUUCCUGUUCGA
This is a messenger RNA of Hibiscus syriacus, 2453 nucleotides long. Its product is annotated as histone-lysine N-methyltransferase, H3 lysine-9 specific SUVH3-like. The coding region runs from base 184 to 2172 and encodes 662 amino acids. The record is from RefSeq and is a predicted model, not a curated record. Gene Ontology annotation, molecular function: protein binding; zinc ion binding; histone methyltransferase activity. Lineage: Eukaryota; Viridiplantae; Streptophyta; Magnoliopsida; Malvales; Malvaceae. Gene Ontology annotation, cellular component: nucleus. The transcript is spliced from 2 exons.